Molecule: messenger RNA, 1986 nt
Organism: Syzygium oleosum
Lineage: Eukaryota; Viridiplantae; Streptophyta; Magnoliopsida; Myrtales; Myrtaceae
Product: leucine-rich repeat extensin-like protein 4
Exons: 1
Coding region: 607-1878 (423 amino acids)
Molecular function (GO): protein binding
Source: RefSeq, a predicted model, not a curated record
CGUUUCAUGGGGCUUUUUUCUUACUCGCUUCAUAACCAAGAAAGCUCUCUAGUCAAGAAUCUUAAGACAGAUCUGUGCUCGGUUUAUGUUCAAGAGCGGGUUCGAUAACCUUUAAGAUCUUUCAUCAAAUUAUUCCCACAUCACUUCAAUUUCAAGAAACUCCGAGGGAGAUGGGGAAACUGUCUCUCUCCUGCUCCACUUCGAACAACAAACGAAAACUACAAGGUUAGGAGCUGUGUCCCAAUCGAGCCGUCGUCCUCCUCCGCCGCCGCGAGAAGAAUGUCUUUGCUCUCAUCCGAAACAGUGGUUUUGCAGGAUAAAUUUUCCAUACGCGUCUCGUGCCACUACCGGGCGGCGCUACAAUUUUUCGUCGCGGUGGGCGAAAACGUCCUUUUUCCGCCAGUAUCUUCUGUCGUCCCCCCUGUCGUUUUAAAGGGUCGUUGCAACAGUUCCUCCGAGGUCAAGUAUGAAAGAAUUAGGGUCAAUGGGACAUGAAUUACUUGUUUAAACGGAGGAUUGCACAUUUUCAACUGAAAAGGGCACGUUUCUCUGUAUAAAACAAAACCCACCUGGUUAUGCAUUGCAUAUAGCAGCUCGACUACACGAAUGGCUUCACAUUCAUUUUCGUUGAUUCUUCUCCAUGCUUUUCUCUUGCUGUUGCUUCACCUAGCCUUGCCAUACUACAAUGCGGCCGCGAAACAUGGCCACUACCCCGGCCGACACUAUCGGCACCAGUCUCACCAUCCCCACGUGUCCAACCCCAGGCUCCACCAAGCCUACAUUGCCCUUCAAGCGUGGAAACACGUGAUCUACUCAGACCCGCAUAACUUCACCACCAACUGGUCUGGUCUGUCUGUCUGCAGCUACACGGGUGUUUAUUGUGCGGCAGCACUCGAUGAUCCCAAAAUCCGGGUGGUGGCCGGUAUCGAUCUAAACCGGGCUGACAUAGCUGGGUUACUCCCGGAAGAAUUAGGCCUUCUGACCGACCUCGCUCUCCUCCAUUUGAACAGCAACCGGUUCUGCGGAAUACUGCCGCAAACUCUAGCGAAUCUCGCACUUUUGUAUGAACUUGAUCUCAGCAACAACAGGUUUGUGGGACCUUUUCCUUCGGUCGUUCUCUCCAUGCCUUCUCUUCAUUAUCUCGACAUUCGCUACAACGAAUUUGAGGGGUCAUUGCCUCCAGAACUCUUCAAGAAAAGCCUAGAUGCGUUGUUCGUCAAUAACAACUGGUUUACAAAUUCCUUACCUGCAACUUUGGGCCAGACUUCGUCUUCAGUUCUCGUGCUGGCGAAUAACAACUUCAGUGGUUGCUUGCCACCCAGCAUAGCUAACUCUGCUGAUACUCUGGAGGAGUUGCUUCUGAUCAACGUUAGUUUGUCGGGGUGUUUGCCUCCCGAAGUCGGGUUUCUGUAUAAACUGCGAGUGUUGGAUGUGGGCUUGAAUAACAUCGAAGGUCCUAUACCCUACAGCAUCGCGGGACUGGCGCAUCUGGAGCAGCUAAACCUAGGACACAACAUGAUGAUGGGCAUCGUGCCUUCGGGCGUGUGCAUCUUGCCGAGCCUGGCGAACUUCACUUUCUCUUACAACUACUUCUGCGAAGAGGAAGGGAUAUGCAUGAACUUGACGUCGAAGCACAUAGCCUACGACGAGAGCCAUAACUGCUUGCCUGAGAAGCCGUUCCAGCGGAGCAAGAAGGAAUGUCAAGCCGCCCUCGAGCACCCGGUGGACUGUUUCCAGCAUCCGUGCACGGGCGGUUCCCGCGGUCUGCCUGCUUUCGCUCCUGCGGGAGUCCCGGCAGCAGCUCCUCUGCCUUCAUCACCCUCUCCAUCUCCAUCUCUUUCUCCUUCUCCUUCUCCUUCUCCUUCAAGUCACUCCUAGUUUACUUUCAGACUUGGGGUUAGACAUAUAUGGCACUGUAUAUGCUCUGGAUGUUAUGUAUGUAUGUAUUACAUCACUUUCACAAGUUCAUGAAAAAUCCAAUUUGUG